Megachile rotundata (alfalfa leafcutting bee) is the source of this 1366-nucleotide messenger RNA. It is a transcript of the gene Nedd8, whose product is annotated as Nedd8 ubiquitin like modifier. Lineage: Eukaryota; Metazoa; Arthropoda; Insecta; Hymenoptera; Megachilidae. Gene Ontology annotation, molecular function: protein binding. The record is from RefSeq and is a predicted model, not a curated record.
AACGAAACAAAUAAAUAAUCAUAUUGUUCUAAAGAUGAUUAGAACAAUCAAUAUCGCGCAAAGAAUUGUUUUUAUCACUUUUAUUUAGAUACUGUUUAAACACUAUCGACAUUAAAAUAAGUUAAUGAUUUGCCGCCAGAAGGCGAUACAUGAGCCUUUACAGAAGAGUUUUACGUCCGAGUUCAAAGAGCUUGUAUAGUUAUAUCUUAUUGUCAAUAGUUUUUAAUUUGUAAUUUUACAGUAAUUGUUUAAAUUAUUUUUUAACACGUAAACAAUGUUGAUCAAAGUGAAGACUCUUACCGGAAAGGAGAUUGAAAUAGAUAUAGAACCUACAGAUAAAGUAGAACGGAUCAAGGAAAGAGUGGAAGAGAAGGAAGGAAUACCGCCUCAGCAACAACGAUUAAUAUUUUCUGGGAAACAAAUGAAUGAUGAGAAAACAGCGCAAGAUUAUAAGGUUCAAGGUGGAUCAGUGUUGCAUUUGGUACUCGCAUUAAGGGGGGGCUUGUAAUUAUAACAUUCUUCGAUCCGGAAUGUAUGUAUGUGUGAAUAUUAAGGAAUGUACAAGAUCAAUCACAGAAAUAAUAGGACGCUUUCCAAUGUUACAUGCGCGCUGCGUUUAGAAUUCAAAUAAAUAUUUAAUAAAAUAAUUCAAUUAUAGAGACCUGGUCUUGCUUCACUGAUAAACCGAGCAUUAUUCAUUACUGAUUUUAAAAUUGUUCCAGAGAAGUUCGAAUGAUAGUAAAUAUGUAACGGCGUCGUGCGUCUAAUUUCACGAAGAAUUCGCAAUCUCGAUUGAAGCGAGAGACCCGAUCCGAAUUUAAACCGAACGUCUCAGUAUCUAUAAAUCGUUGUCAAACACCUCUUAUUUUCCUCUUUCAAUGUAACGUGUCAUAGAAGAGAUUGUUCCUUUGUAAACCUUACACCGCACUUAUCUGCGUUUUUACUUCGUUCGACUUUAUAAAUUCAUGUCUACACGUUAAUAUGUUCAAUAGUGACAGUUAUGCGUUCUUUUGCAUUCGAAAAAAAUGUUUUGCGAUUGUUUUCCUAACGAGAGAAUUUAAUAAUCUUCUAAGCGCGUUACCAUCAUUCUAUCGAAAAAAAAUGUACUCGAAUCGAACAGAAAUAAUUAAAGUUAAUAAUGUUAGCGCGUACUUGUGUUAUUUGCUUGUAUGUACAAAUUUUGACUACAAAUUCCUCGAACUUGUACGAAGAUAAUCUUGAGAUUCUUGGAAGAACGCGUAUUCUUCAAAGUUAAAUCGUUUCUUUAAUCGAUGCAAAUUGAUUUCCAAGAAUCCUAGAGAAAUUCUUAUAUCAAAUUGCAAGGUAAGGAUAUGCUCGCGCACCGCACAGAUAUCGCGCACUUUCA